UGUGUGCACACUUACUGUUCGUUACAGUUGGUAACAGUAUUAUUUUAUAAUUCUAUACUUUAGGCUUUUACAAGAAUUCAGGUAUUUCUCUUACGUUAGGUUAAGCUAAGCUGUUAUGCAAAAUCAUUUUCGUGCAGCCGUUCGGAGGCAUUUUAACCAGAAUGUACUACAGUUUUUCAAGGAAAAUGUGCGCUUUUUAUCAAGUGGGGGUAGAAAAAAAGUGUUUCUUCAUGACUUCCAUUUUAAAAAGAAGGCAAAAUUUGUGGAAUUUGCUGGAUAUGAAAUGCCCUUACAAUAUUCUGAUUUCAAUAUUAUUGCGUCUCAUAAGCAUACACGAGAGCAUGUUAGUAUAUUUGACGUUUCUCAUAUGUUGCAAGCCAAAGUAUACGGAAGAGACAGAGUGAAAUACAUGGAAAGUCUUGUGGUGUCUGACAUAAAAAGUUUGAAUGAGAAUCAGAGCACCUUAACAUUAUUUACAAAUGAUCGGGGUGGAAUUAUUGAUGACUUAAUUGUCACUAAAACAGAUAAGGACUAUCUGUACUUGGUAUCAAACGCCGGUUGCGCCGACAAAGAUUUGGCACAUUUACAAAAGAGAAAAGAAGAAUUCAAAAUGAAAGGUGCGGACGUGGAAGUCGAAGUACUAGAAGACAGGGUACUGUUGGCAGUACAAGGUCCUGGUACAGCAAAAGUGCUGGACCCUUUAGUUGGAUGUGAUCUAAGUGACCUGACUUUUAUGACAUCUACUUGUUCAUCAAUUUGUGGCGUUGAUGACUGCAGAAUUACCCGUUGUGGAUACACUGGAGAAGAUGGAGUUGAGAUAUCCUUACCAGAAGAGAAGAGUCAGUUUAUUUUAGAAAGGAUAUUAGAGUCUGAUUUGGAUGAUGUAAAGCUUGCUGGAUUAGGAGCAAGAGAUACAUUGCGAUUAGAAGCUGGACUAUGUUUAUAUGGAAGUGAUAUAUCUGAAACAACUACGCCUGUAGAAGCAAGUCUAUCAUGGACAAUUGGUAAAAGACGUAGAACUGAAGGUGGAUUUCCAGGAGCGGAAAUAAUUUUACCUCAGCUGAAAGAAAAACCAAAACACAAAAGGGUUGGUUUCCUUUCUACUGGACCCUGUCCUAGAGCUCAUGCUCCAAUAAUGAAUAAAGAAGGGAAAACUAUAGGAGAAAUAACAAGUGGAUGCCCAUCUCCUUGCUUAAAUAAAAAUAUUUCUAUGGGAUAUAUAGAAACAUCAUCAUCGAAAGUUGGAACCCAAGUCACUUUCUUAAUUCAUAAAAAAGAAUUCGCUGGAACCAUCGUAAAAAUGCCAUUUGUACCAACAAAGUAUUACUUUAAGUAAUAUGUAAUAUACAUGAAAAUUAAAUUUAGUUUAAUAGUUA
Molecule: messenger RNA, 1376 nt
Organism: Stegodyphus dumicola
Lineage: Eukaryota; Metazoa; Arthropoda; Arachnida; Araneae; Eresidae
Product: aminomethyltransferase, mitochondrial
Biological process (GO): glycine catabolic process
Cellular component (GO): glycine cleavage complex; mitochondrion
Molecular function (GO): protein binding; aminomethyltransferase activity
Source: RefSeq, a predicted model, not a curated record